Paramisgurnus dabryanus is the source of this 3771-nucleotide messenger RNA. RefSeq names its product SMAD family member 3a (gene smad3a). Gene Ontology annotation, molecular function: RNA polymerase II cis-regulatory region sequence-specific DNA binding; DNA-binding transcription factor activity, RNA polymerase II-specific; I-SMAD binding. NCBI's taxonomy places the organism in Eukaryota, Metazoa, Chordata, Actinopteri, Cypriniformes, Cobitidae. Gene Ontology annotation, biological process: positive regulation of transcription by RNA polymerase II; transforming growth factor beta receptor signaling pathway; cell differentiation. The record is from RefSeq and is a predicted model, not a curated record. Gene Ontology annotation, cellular component: heteromeric SMAD protein complex.
CUCUGCACGACGAUCUCGGGAGACAGACGGAGCUGAGUGCUGAACUUGAGACCGUGUCCCAGUCACGUCUCAAGUCCUUCACACUUUCCUUAUUUAUUAUCGAUAUCUAAAGCAUUUGCCCGUGUUUUUCAGCUUCGGAUUACGUUGACGAUUAAAAGUGUCCCAGAUUUCUCUCGAGUUGCGUGAGAGACUGCGCAAUAGAGAAACGUUAAACUGAACCCAGCAUGUCAAUUUUACCGUUCACUCCGCCGAUCGUGAAGAGGCUGUUGGGCUGGAAGAAGGGAGAGCAGAACGGACAGGAGGAGAAAUGGUGCGAAAAGGCCGUCAAGAGUCUGGUAAAGAAGCUGAAGAAGACGGGACAGCUGGACGAGCUGGAGAAAGCCAUCACAACUCAGAGUGUCAACACUAAGUGUAUCACCAUACCGCGGUCACUGGAUGGUCGGUUGCAGGUAUCACAUAGAAAGGGACUUCCUCAUGUGAUCUACUGUCGUUUAUGGCGCUGGCCUGAUCUACAAUCUCACCAUGAGCUCCGAGCUAUUGAACUCUGUGAAUUUGCCUUCCACAUGAAAAAGGAUGAGGUGUGCGUCAAUCCCUACCACUACCAGCGUGUUGAGACACCAGUUCUUCCUCCAGUUCUGGUCCCAAGACACACUGAAAUCCCAGCUGAGUUUCCUCAACUGGAAGACUACAGUCACUCCAUCCCAGAAAACACCAUCUUCCCUGCUGGCAUUGAGCCCCAGAGCAACUACAUACCAGAGACGCCACCUCCAGGCUAUAUUAGUGAGGAUGGAGAGACUAGUGACCAUCAGAUGAACCGCAGCAUGGACACAGGUUCUCCAAACCUUUCACCGAACCCUGUGUCUCCUGCCCACAAUAAUUUAGAUUUCCAGCCAGUGACAUACUGUGAACCAGCGUUCUGGUGCUCUAUCUCAUAUUAUGAGCUGAACCAGAGAGUCGGCGAGACUUUCCAUGCCUCGCAGCCUUCUUUAACAGUGGACGGCUUUACAGACCCAUCCAACUCUGAGCGCUUCUGCCUGGGCCUGCUAUCCAACGUUAACCGCAACGCUGCCGUGGAGCUCACACGCAGACACAUCGGCCGGGGUGUUCGCUUGUACUACAUUGGUGGUGAGGUUUUUGCGGAGUGUCUAAGCGACAGCGCCAUCUUUGUUCAGAGUCCCAACUGUAACCAGCGUUAUGGCUGGCAUCCUGCUACCGUCUGCAAGAUUCCACCAGGAUGUAAUCUGAAGAUCUUUAACAAUCAGGAGUUUGCAGCUCUCUUGGCCCAGUCUGUGAAUCAGGGCUUCGAGGCCGUGUACCAGCUGACCCGCAUGUGCACCAUUCGCAUGAGCUUUGUGAAGGGCUGGGGAGCGGAGUACAGGCGACAAACCGUGACUAGCACCCCCUGCUGGAUUGAACUGCACCUGAACGGUCCUUUGCAGUGGCUGGAUAAAGUGCUCACUCAGAUGGGAACCCCUGCAAAUCAUUGUUCAAGUGUGUCAUAGGAAAAACUCUUCUUGUACAAACACAGCAUGUACAAACCAAGAAAUCUGGAAACAAGGUUAAAGACCUGUAGACCUGCCAGCCAAUGGGUUCACACAGGUUUCCUUUACAGACCCGGUAGCACUUUCACAUUUGUCUCACUUUGGAGAAGUGUAUUAUCAAUUUGUAUAUACUUUUUUUUGUAAAAUAUUGCAACUUAUAUUUUAUUACAUAGCAUGUUUAUGUAAGAUCUCUCCUUUCUCUUUUUUUAUUAUGCUGUUAUGUUAUGCACAUGUUUACCAUAAAUAGGGAUGCUUGAUUGUUUUUAGAAACCUGAAAAAGUGUUUUUUGUAAAAUGAAGAUAUGAAGUUUUCAAAAUAUCAGUUAAACACUUUUUUAUCGUAUUUGUUUGUUGAACAAAAUUAUGGAAACUUGGCCCAGGUCAUGUAUGUUAUGUAGUGCAUAUCAGUAUGACUCGGUGCAUAAAAAGAAACAUGAUGUGUUUGAUUCCCCCGUGUUUUAGAGCCUUCAGAGUCACUGUUUUCUUUAAGCAGUGUGUUCAAACACUGACAAACAAAAAUACUGUUACUGGCAACUAAGCAGGUUUUCGCACCGACAUUUGCUAAUAACACCUUUUGCAGUUCACUGCACAGAAUACUAUAUAGCAGACAUGUUCAUAUACACUCAAUUGUUUACCUGUAUGUAAAAGUUUCAUCUGUGUGUCUGGAAAUGAUAUAUUUCCUAACAUGAAAGUUGCUUUUUUCGCUGUUCAGGUGUUAAAGCUGGACUUAUGCUAACCACGCAUAAGUUGUGUAAACUCUGCCAGCCUUGCGUGUUUGUCUUUAUUGUAUAUAUCUGCUCAAGUAUUGAUUUCAGUCUGUUGUGAAACAGUCGUCAAUUAUGACAGACAGUCGGUUUCUGCAUUUUGCAAUGAAUGAAUAUGAAUUACUAUUGUGUUUCAGCAUUAACUUUCCUGGUUUAUCCCCCCAUGUCUGGUUGAGAAGCUCUUUAAGGUCUGAAAAAAUUGAAAAAUGUUGUUUGUAGCUGUUUCAACACUUUGUCAUCUUUAGGAAAGAAAUGUCAUUUUUUUUAUUUUGGUUGAUUUAGAAAAACCUUAAAAUGGGCAUUACAUCAUUUUGUGUACUGUAAAGUCCACUUUUUCUGUUUGUAUGCAUUUUCUCUUUCUAUAGAUAUUAUGCUCAAGGUUUUUUUUCAAAGACUUAAAUCAGUUGAGACUGGCUCAUACCCAGUAAUCUUUGUGUAUAUCUCAUGCAUUUUCCUUAAGUUCUCCAGAAAUGACACUGAAUGAGUGUGCCUUUGCCACAAUAGUAUGUAGUCUGUACAUAGUAUAUAAGAGAAUUAUACACAGGCAGAAAUCUGGGUUUCUGGACCACUCAGGGUUGUGAUCCUUUCUCAGCUGAACUUGUAAAUAUGUCUGAUAAAUCGAAAAUGCAUGCCUAUUUUCGGAAACUCAUGCCAUUUGUACUGUAGACUCUAUUUUGCUACCAAAUAUUUUUUCAGAAGUGGGCUGGGAUAGUAAACGCUCUUACCUCCAUGUUUGUAACCGCUGAACGGACGCAGUAACUGCUGAGAGGUUCUUGUAAGGUUAUUCCUUUAUUUUUGUACAUCGGAUUCUUAAGACAUCGGGAAGAGCUUUAAGAAGGGAAACGUUUGGCUACAAUGGGCUUUGUGAAAUUCGAUCUUGUACAGUACUUUAGUUAGUUUUGUUUGAUGCGUUUGCAACGAGGUUUAAGCUCUUUGCAUGCCUUUUUGAAAUCUAGAUGUUCGGAUGUGUUAUAAAGGAAUCAUGAAGUGUGCAUACUUAACAGACACUAGAAACGAUGUAGGACAUCUGUUUGCAUACAUGUCUAACGUGUUGUGUGAUUUAGAUAUUCAGACUUUAAUAAAGUCAGUGUUUAUGACUAGGAUUCCUCAAACUUUAUAGCAUCUUCGUGUCAUCUGGCAAAGACAAAAUAUGAGGUACUGAUAUUAUUCAGGAAAUGAUGUCCAAUUAAGCAAACAUUGAACUGUUUUCUUUAAGAGGAAAAUCUAAAUUCACUUUCUCAACAAAUUGUUGAAUAUAUUUUAAGUAAUGUGCAUUUAUUGUGCUUGUGUUAACCUCUCACAUACAGUGACUUUGUGGCUUAGUGGUGAUUGUUGUGCUUUACAUUUGUUAGAUUUCUUCUUUGUCCAAGUAUAUAAUCUUUAUUAUUUCUCUCCAUCCUUAAAGUUUGCCAGGAGAAAAAAAUCAUUGUUUUGUUGAAUUUGUAAUAAAUAUAUACAUGGAAAAAC